GAUGCAAAUUUUUAUUAAGACUUUAGCUGGCAAGAAGGUUUCAUACAACAUAGAAGCUGAUAAUACAAUUCAAUAACUUAAAAUGCAAUUAUAAGAAAAAGAAGGAAUUAGCUCAGAAUAAUUUAAGGUAUGCAUAACAGACAUUCAAUUAUUUAGCUGAUAUUUAAGGGAAGACAUUUAUAAGAAGAAUAUAAAAUCUCUGAUGCUUAAAUGUCAGCUGGAGACACAGUCCAUAUGGUCAUUCAAUUGAGAGGUGGCUUUUGAGC
Paramecium pentaurelia is the source of this 266-nucleotide messenger RNA. Lineage: Eukaryota; Ciliophora; Oligohymenophorea; Peniculida; Parameciidae. The record is from the annotation of a GenBank genome assembly.